Molecule: messenger RNA, 616 nt
Organism: Raphanus sativus (radish)
Lineage: Eukaryota; Viridiplantae; Streptophyta; Magnoliopsida; Brassicales; Brassicaceae
Product: desiccation-related protein At2g46140-like
Exons: 2
Coding region: 1-501 (166 amino acids)
Biological process (GO): response to desiccation
Cellular component (GO): cytosol
Source: RefSeq, a predicted model, not a curated record
AUGGCAUCAGCAGAGCAAAAGGAGGUAGAAGAAAAUGGGUCAAUGAUUUCAGGCUUGUUGGACAAAGCCAAAGGUUUCUUUGCGGAGAAGCUAGCUAGUGUUCCGACACCGGAAGCCACCGUGGACAACGUGGACUUUAAGGGAGUGACACGUCAAGGUGUAGACUAUCACGCCAAGGUCUCGGUGAAGAAUCCUUACUCUCAGACGAUCCCUAUUUGCCAGAUCUCUUACGUCCUCAAGAGUGCCACAAGGACGAUAGCGUCGGGGACAAUACCGGAUCCGGGUUCGUUGGUUGGGAACAAUACAACGGUUUUGGACGUACCGGUUAAGGUGGCUUAUAGCAUAGCGGUUAGUUUAAUGAAGGACAUUGGCUCGGACUGGGACAUUGACUAUCAACUUGACAUUGGACUAACCUUCGACAUUCCUGUUGUUGGUGACAUUACCAUUCCUGUCUCUACUCAGGGCGAGAUCAAGCUCCCUUCCCUUCGCGACUUCUUUUAAUUUCAAUUAUGGGUUGUCUUAAUUAUCAUCUAAUGUUCAAUAACGUACGAUCCGAUCCACAAACAUAGGCGAUUCGGAGAUUAUCAAUUCUGCAUUUCUUUUUAUUUAUUUUUAU